CUUUAACAACUACUGCCAGCAGAACAACAUUUACAAAGUGUUUUACCAUUACCAGCCAUGUUUCAUCAAACAUUAAAACAAAUUUACUUACUUUUAUUUGUUAUACAAACCAUUGUGCAGGCUGAAAAUAUUACGGACUCUGAUGAAAUAUUUGAUAGCGAUAACAUGGAUAAUCCUGAAGAAACUGGACCGUAUUUAGAAGGUGAUAUUAAGGGUGCAGCCGAUGAUUUCUUUAAUAUUCUACGUAAUGGUAUAGUGUCUACUUCCUAUAGAUGGCCUCAAGCUAUAGUGCCAUACGAAAUUGAAGGAAACUUUGCUACAAAUGAAUUGAGCAUUAUAUCACAUGCCUUUAAUGAGUAUCAUACCAAGACGUGUGUACGUUUUCGCAAACGUACCAAUGAAAAGGAUUACAUAGUGCUUACCAAUAAGCCAACUGGCUGUUGGGCUAGUUUGGGACGUAUGGGCGGUCGUCAAGAAGUUAAUCUGGAAUCGCGCAAAUGUUUUUUCAACUAUGGCACCACUAUGCAUGAGUUAAUGCAUGCUUUGGGUUUCUAUCAUGAGCAGAAUCGUUUUGAACGUGAUUCUUAUGUCAAAGUAAUAACGGAAAAUAUUAAACCUAAUAUGCUGGUGAAUUUUGGUAAAGUUCCUGUUUCUGCUGCCACGGCUUAUGGAGUUCCUUAUGAUUAUGCCAGUGUUAUGCAUUAUAAAUCUACCAGUUUCUCUAAGAAUGGUAAACCUACCUUGGAAGCUUUACAAGCUACACCGGAAGCUGCAAAAAUGGGCCAACGUUAUGGUUUCUCUAAAGGCGAUAUUCUCAAAAUUAAAGCCAUGUACCGAUGUCAAUGAAAAUAGUUUUGGAUUAUAGCAAUAACAAUUUUAUUUAAAAUGUGUUUUUAUUUAAAAGUGAAAAUAUAUAAUUUUUUUAAAAUCGAAGUUGUUAACAACAAUCUUUGGUUAUAAAUUUACUGUAACUACAACUAAACUACAAUAUAUGUAUAUUUCUCAAAUCUUUUCAAUUAAUAAAAAUAUUUAAUCAAUUUCUUUUAAGAA
Messenger RNA from Lucilia sericata (common green bottle fly), 1050 nucleotides. RefSeq names its product zinc metalloproteinase nas-8. Gene Ontology annotation, biological process: proteolysis. The transcript has a single exon. NCBI's taxonomy places the organism in Eukaryota, Metazoa, Arthropoda, Insecta, Diptera, Calliphoridae. The record is from RefSeq and is a predicted model, not a curated record. Gene Ontology annotation, molecular function: zinc ion binding; metalloendopeptidase activity. Bases 58 to 846 code for a protein of 262 amino acids.